GGACACCACAAGAAGCUGCUGCUGUGAUCUUCCCUCACUGGCAUAAGAGAGAUGGGAGAUCACAUCAUUAGCCUCACAAGCCACACUUAAUUCCACAUUCACAGAGAUCCACCAUGAUCAGCGCAACUAGAGCAUCGGUGAUAAGUAGGCGCGCACACGCUUCUCCUGCUCUCACUCAGCGCUUUGCAUAGCCAUGUUCGAUUCCUCUUACAGCGACAGUGGCCUCCACCCGCUCUUCUUCUCCGCCACAGCGGCGACCAUGGCGGUGGCGGCGUACCCUGCUCCUCCUCCUCCUCAUGGACUUCCUCGAUCAUAUCUCCAGAGGAGGAGCAGCUCCCACUCGCUUCCCUUCCACCACCACCACGUCCUCAACUCUAACGCCAGCCCCCCCAUGAGGCGGGUCCUCAGCGCCGGCGACCUCCAGGGGAUGAUGAGUUGUCCCAACGCUAAUCAUCGCGUCGGGCGAUACAGCGCCGAGGAGAGGAAGGAAAGGAUCGAGAGGUAUCGGAGCAAACGAAAUCAAAGGAACUUCCGCAGGAAGAUCACUUACGCGUGCAGGAAGACGUUGGCCGACAGCCGGCCGCGAGUGAGAGGUCGGUUCAAAAGGAACGGGGAGAUGGAAACGGAGACGGAGACGGAGACGGAGAUGGAGGCAGCGAAUGGGAACAACUUCGAGUUCUACAGCUACGACGACGCUGAGCAUAAGCAGAGCAAGAGCCGUAAGGUGGAGGUGGACUGGAGGAGCCAGUUGCAGGCGGCGCUGGCUGAGGAGGACCAAACGGAGAGCUGCUACGACGAGGAGCUCCUUGCCGGCUUCGCCGACGCAUUCUCCAUCAAUAUUUUCUCCUAAAUACCAAGAGAAGUUAGUUUAAUGAAGAACGAGAGAGAUGGAAGGUUAGUAGUGUCGCUGCAGGAGCAGCGUAGUUUCUGUAUUUUAAUUUUCAGUUUUUUAAAAAUAAUAUAUAUUUUUAAAGCA
This is a messenger RNA of Zingiber officinale, 976 nucleotides long. Its product is annotated as two-component response regulator-like APRR1. Gene Ontology annotation, molecular function: protein binding. The transcript is spliced from 3 exons. NCBI's taxonomy places the organism in Eukaryota, Viridiplantae, Streptophyta, Magnoliopsida, Zingiberales, Zingiberaceae. Gene Ontology annotation, cellular component: nucleus. Bases 194 to 850 code for a protein of 218 amino acids. Gene Ontology annotation, biological process: regulation of flower development. The record is from RefSeq and is a predicted model, not a curated record.